Molecule: messenger RNA, 767 nt
Organism: Solanum verrucosum
Lineage: Eukaryota; Viridiplantae; Streptophyta; Magnoliopsida; Solanales; Solanaceae
Product: protein LURP-one-related 14-like
Exons: 3
Coding region: 55-660 (201 amino acids)
Source: RefSeq, a predicted model, not a curated record
GCAAGUCAUAGCUAGUUUUUGUCAAUUAAUGUUGAGUAAGUAGUGUUUACAUAUAUGUUUAAACCAGAGAUAAAUUAUGAAGUUCCCCUGCUUCCUAUUGUUGGGGAUGGCUUCUGUUUUCCUUAUCUUGUGAACUUAACUGUGAAGAAGAAGAUCCUUGGACUCUCACAACUAAAUAUCGAUGUCUUGGAUGAUACUGGAAUCUCUCUUCUCCAAGGUGAUGGAAAAGUUUGGCAUCUCAGAAAGAAGAAAAGAAUCAUUGCUCAUCCUGAUGGUUUACCUCUCCUUACUCUGCGCGAAAAGACACUUUCAUGGCGUAAUACGUGGAAAGUUUAUCGUUCUGAGAGUUCAGACAUAAAUGAUCUGCUCUACACAAUUAAAAGAUCAAGCACAUUUCAAAUGAAAAUGCAACUUGAUGUGUUCUUGGCUAGCAAUAUCAAUGGAGAGAUAUGUGAUUUCCAAGUAAAGGGAUCUUUCACCAAUCAAUCUUUCAAAGUUUAUAAAGGGGAUACUUUGAUUGCUGAGGUCAAAGAGAGAUUCAAACUUGGAAGUUUCUUCAAAGGAAGAGAAAAUUUUGAAGUAAGAGUUUAUCCUGGUGUGGAUUAUGCGUUUAUCGUCUCAAUAUUGAUAGUAUAUAACGAAAUAUACGGGGAAUCAUAGAUACACUGUGUCAAUUGGCAGGUUUCUUGGCCUCUUUUCACUUUAAUGUAUGUACAAGUGUGUAAAAAUUCACAUCAUAUACUUAUAAAGGGAGUAAUUUAGCCUUU